This is a messenger RNA of Cryptomeria japonica (Japanese cedar), 384 nucleotides long. RefSeq names its product pentatricopeptide repeat-containing protein At2g13600-like. The record is from RefSeq and is a predicted model, not a curated record. Gene Ontology annotation, molecular function: RNA binding; protein binding. Bases 1 to 384 code for a protein of 127 amino acids. Gene Ontology annotation, biological process: RNA modification. The transcript has a single exon. NCBI's taxonomy places the organism in Eukaryota, Viridiplantae, Streptophyta, Pinopsida, Cupressales, Cupressaceae.
AUGCAUGGCAAGUGUGGAAGCUUAUUGGAUGCUCGUGAAGUGUUUGAUGGAAUGCCUGAACGAAAUGUGAUUUCAUGGACUGCCAUGAUUUUAGCCUAUGAUAGCAGUGAGCAAGCUGAAACGGCACUAGGGUUUACCCAAAUGCAGUGGACAAACAUUCAACCCAAUCACUUUACCCUCUCUGCCAUUAUUUAUGCAAUUGGUAGGGUGGCAUCUCUAGAGAAGAGACUGGAAGUCCAUGCACAAGCAGUUAGAAGAGGACUGCAGUCAGAUUUAUUUGUUGGGAAUGCCUUUGUAGAUGUGUAUGUAAAAUGUGGAAGCAUGGAGGAUGGACUCCAUGUGUUUGACGCAAUGCUGCAACAAGAUGUUGUCAUGCUGGCCUAG